GCCUCUUCGGGCUUAGUACCAUUAUUGACAUGUCUCCGGCAGCUGUACCGAGAUUCCUCCUCUCCACAUCAUCCCUGAGCGAGUUACAGUAUUCCGUUGAACUCAUGAGGUAGCAAUCUGCCUAGUUCGACCUCCACUCUCAACUCGCUCUGCCUAAGACAGCCUCUUUCUCAUGGCAGACAAUCUAUUCUUUAGUCGAGACGAUCUCGAGACGAUCUCGAGAUACAGCAUUAUCCGAUGCCUGCCACCAGGCAACCUCUUUAUUUGGUAUUGAAUGUCACGAUUCAGGGAUAGCUCUUCUCGUUAAUCCAGUUCAAAUAAACAUCUCAAGAGCACAUGAUAGUUCUCAUGAAGGUUGUCAUGAUGAAUAUCAAUCCGACGAGAUCGACAAAAUGACCGUUUGCGAAGCAUCAUCUCUCUGAACGUAUAUCCUCUAACCAAGUUCUGGCGUGGACUGAGGACGGUCGACGUUCCGAACUGGCAGUGAGUCUGGCAACGAGUAGGUGCCAUGAGUCGAACAAGAUAUUUAUCCACACAUCUUAAUACCUACGAGAUUUCUUCUUUAUCCGAUCUACGCGACGUACCCUUGCCCUUCGCCAAUUCAACAUAUUUCGGACUGUUGGCUAAACUCAGUUUCAAAUCUGUCCAUGGGUGGCUUUUACACAUCGAUCCCAGAUUUUCGUUUCAUCCCGAAUGGAGCCGCUCUGUCGGUAUUCUGCAUUUAAGCUAAUGUCGCGGCUGCUCAGCCCGAGAAGCCUCGUUUCACCUCGUCAGAUGUCUGUUCCCACAUUUUUUUCUUGUUCACUAUCGAAAAUUUAUUUAUCCAUCCUAGAGCAAGUUCAUCUGACUGUCUUAACUGUUCAAUGGCAUAUCGUUUUGCUGGCCGAACAUGUUGUCGUGAAGCCACGAUGACAAAUGAAUUGUGUGAAAAGAUAAAAAGGUUGGCUCCAGGUACAUUUCAAGCAAGUUGAUAUCUCUACCUGUCGUUGUUUGACGAAAUUAUCUUUGUGCCGAUCUUCUGCCCAGCGGUAGAAGCUUUCGAGUUCCAGCCGGAAAUUGUGUCAGAGCCAGGCCACUAUCGGAUAUUGCAUAACACGACAUUAUCAGUUUGAUAUCUUCCUAAAUACCCAUGCAGAAUCUCUCCUUGAUUCCGUUUGGUAUCGGCAAAGCUGUUUAUAUUAGCAUGACGCUAUCGUUAAUACAUUUCAUAAUGUCUAGCAGUGACCCGUGAAAAGGGAAGCAUGGUACCUCUUAACAUUUUCUGAGCUUCAACGAGCUCUUCAAGACAGUUGCCAUGAGGUUAUUUCGCUACGUUGCUGGAGUUGUGUAUUUCAUGGGAUCAGGUAUAAGAUUCUCAACUUACGUAGUUUUUGCGCUGAUUCAGGGCAGUAUAUGGUCAAAGUGUGAGCACUCCAUAUUGCGAUUCUUUCACAACAAUAUGUUACUCUUCGUACACAAACGAGUGGGGAAUCUCGUACCGGGUUGCACUUCCUGAUGUGGCAGCGGCACCAUCUGAUGCCAUCAUCCAAAUCGUCGCUCCAAUUGAGUUCGGCUGGGCGGCGUUUGCGUGGGGAGGUACCAUGGUAUGGAAUCCCUUAACAAUGGGCUGGGCAAAUGGCACUGGCGCGGUGGUCUCUUCAAGAUUUGCAUAUGGCUUGAGUCAACCAGGAACAUAUGAUGGCGCAGAAUAUUUCUAUUUGCGUGGAACAGGCACAAAUGCUACUCACUGGACUCUGACUACUCUUUGUCGAGGCUGCACCGCUUGGCCUAGCAACGACGAAUCUAUUGCAUCAAUCAAUUACACUGGCACAUCGAACGUUGCCUGUGCCCAGGCGAAGAUGCCUGUUGUGGACUCAACAGAUAAUGCAACAUCGUUCAACUUUCACGAUAGCUUUAAUAAAUGGGAGCAUGACAUCAAGGCAGCACGAAGUCCAUUCUUUGAUGCAUGGGUGAAAGCAAAUUUGCUGUCAUCAGACUCUUCGACCACACCCAGCACCACUGGGGGCCCAACUUCGACCUCACUAGUAACCUCGUCACUAUCUCCCACGAACUCAGUGAGCUCGACUAGGCUUGUAUCUACACACUCAGUUGUGCCCAUUCCAACAUCUUGCCCAGGAGUUGCCAAUGCCAAAUAUGCAGGAGUAAUUACUAGCGGAUGGAGAGCUACAAAGGUCAAAGGCGGUAUGGGAGCAGCACGAGGCCUCAUUUUCGAUAGUGUGGGAAAUCUUCUCGUCGUCGAAAGUGGUAAGGGAAUCAUCGCACAUACCCUUGGUACUGAUGGUUGUAUCACCUCCAGCAAAACAAUCAUCCCUCAACGAAGUCUCAGCCACGGAAUUGCGUUAGAUAGAAAUGGGACCACGCUGUACGCGAGCUCAAUGACAAGUGUUUGGAGUUGGACGUACGAUCCGAGGGCUAUGGCAGUGGUUGGGGCAUCUAAGGUUGUAAUUUCAGGGAUGUCAAAUUCCGGACAUCCAUCACGCACUCUCAUAAUCCCGCCACAUCAUCCUAAUCUGCUUAUUGUCAGUCAUGGUUCAGGUGACAACUUUGAUUAUCCUUCAGGAGAUAUGAAAACUCAACGUGCGGUUAUCAAAGUUUUCGACAUGAGUGCUAUUCCGGCAACGGGAUACAAGUUUGUUACAGAUGGCUAUCAGGCUGGGUACGGACUUCGGAAUGAAGUUGGGCUUGCAUUUGAUGGAAACAACAUGUUGUGGGGAGUUGAAAAUGGAGCAGAUGAUAUCCGACGGACGGUUAACGACUCUGCACUUGAUAUCCACCAAGACAACCCCGCUGAUGAACUGAAUUACCUUGGCGACGUCUCGGUACCAAACACGAAAUGGUAUGGGUAUCCUACAUGCUACACUGUAUGGAAACCAAGCGAUUUCACCGACAAAGCUUUUGCAAUUGGUGAUCAAUUCGUUCUAGCACCCAAUGAAACCUUCAGCGACGAAACCUGCAAGACAAAAUCCGAGCCUGCACGUCUUGCCUUCCAAGCCCACUCUGCACCUCUGGACGCGAAAUUUGAUUUCUCUUUCGAGAACCUAUAUAUAGCUCUCCAUGGCUCUUGGAAUCGUUCGCCGACUACCGGGUACAAAGUUGUUGCUGUGCCAUUCACACGAGCUGAUGAUGGCUCGUACAAACCUACUGCUCCGUCGAAUAGUGCGACUGGGUACGUUGAUAUUUGGUCCAAUGCUGAUAUGACUUCUUGUGGUGCCACUUCUUGCUUCAGACCUGUUGGUAUUGCUUUCGAUGCUUCUGAACGGAUGUAUGUCACGAGUGAUGCGACUGCUGAGGGUGAGCUGUGGAUUCUUGGAAAAGUAUAAAGUGAGAUAGAUGGUGAUUGAAGAACAGUUAGCAUGGUGAGAAAUAGUAUAUCUGGCCUUUGUACAUAGUAACAAGAUCGCAAUCACUGCAAGAGAGCCGAGUCAACU
Messenger RNA from Cadophora gregata, 3428 nucleotides. RefSeq lists its product as uncharacterized. Lineage: Eukaryota; Fungi; Ascomycota; Leotiomycetes; Helotiales; Ploettnerulaceae. The record is from RefSeq and is a predicted model, not a curated record. Bases 1581 to 3320 code for a protein of 579 amino acids. The transcript is spliced from 3 exons.